This is a messenger RNA of Aquila chrysaetos chrysaetos, 1556 nucleotides long. RefSeq names its product protein farnesyltransferase subunit beta-like. NCBI's taxonomy places the organism in Eukaryota, Metazoa, Chordata, Aves, Accipitriformes, Accipitridae. Bases 58 to 1302 code for a protein of 414 amino acids. Gene Ontology annotation, cellular component: protein farnesyltransferase complex. Gene Ontology annotation, biological process: protein farnesylation. The transcript has 12 exons. The record is from RefSeq and is a predicted model, not a curated record. Gene Ontology annotation, molecular function: protein farnesyltransferase activity.
UGUCCCCGCCCGGCCGCCGUCGUCCCGCUGCCCCCGCCGGCGCGAGCCGCCCGCAGCAUGGCGGGAGCCUCCCCCCCCACCCCCCCCCCGCCCCCCGGCGGGCGGCGGCGGCUGCGGGACGACGGGCUGCGGACCGCCACCUCCGGCGAGCAGACCAAGGUGGAAGACAUCGUGCAGGAGAUCUUCAACGCCUGCAAGACGAACCAUCACGCCUCGCAAUUUGUCCUGCACCGGGAGAAGCACUUCCAUUACCUGAAGAGAGGCCUCCGGCAGCUGACCGAAGCCUACGAGUGUCUGGACGCCAGCCGGCCCUGGCUCUGCUACUGGAUCCUGCACAGCUUGGAGCUGCUGGACGAGCCCAUUCCCCAGUCGGUCGCCUCUGAUGUCUGCCAGUUCCUGAGCCGCUGCCAGAGCCCCCAGGGUGGCUUUGGGGGGGGCCCCGGCCAGCACCCCCACCUCGCCCCCACCUACGCCGCCGUCAACGCGCUCUGCAUCAUCGGCACAGAGGAGGCGUUCGGCGUCAUCGACAGGAAGAAGCUGCUGGAGUACCUGCACUCGCUGAAGCAGCCCGACGGCUCCUUCCUCAUGCACGUCGGCGGAGAGGUGGACGUCAGGAGCGCCUACUGUGCCGCCUCCGUGGCCUCGCUGACCAACAUCCUCACCCCGGCGCUCUUUGCCGGGACGGCCGAGUGGAUAGCGAGGUGCCAGAAUUGGGAGGGCGGCAUCGGCGGGGUGCCGGGCAUGGAGGCCCACGGCGGGUACACCUUCUGCGGCAUGGCGGCUUUGGUCAUCCUCAAGAAGGAACAUCUGCUGAACCUCCGGAGCUUGCUGCGCUGGGUGACCAGCCGGCAGAUGUGCUUCGAGGGCGGCUUCCAGGGCCGCUGCAACAAGCUGGUGGACGGCUGCUACUCCUUCUGGCAAGCCGGCCUCCUGCCCCUGCUCCACCGUGCUCUGCACGCCAGGGGCGACACGGCGCUCAGCAUGGAACGCUGGAUGUUUCACCAGUUGGCGUUGCAGGAAUACAUCCUCCUGUGCUGCCAGUGCCCGGCCGGGGGGCUGCUCGAUAAGCCGGGCAAGUCCCGAGAUUUCUACCACACCUGCUACUGCCUGAGCGGGCUGGCCAUCGCCCAGCACUUCGGCAGCGGCGACCUCCACCACGAAGUGGUCCUGGGCGGCCCCGAGAACCGCCUGCAGGCCACGCACCCCGUCUACAACAUCACCCCCGAAAAGGUGGCGAGAGCGGUGAUGCACUUCUUGCAGCAGCCUGUGCCCAGCCUGGAGCCGGCGGCUGCUGCCAACUAGGGGCCCCGCUGCCCCCGGACUGUGCGGAGCAGCCCUGCCCGGGGCCGGUGGGGAGCUGCCGCGGCAUCUCGGCGCGGACGGGCAGAGCGAGGUCCUCAGGGUGCUAGCAAUACCAAAAACCGGCCUGCCCCGUGGCCGUCAGGUCCCGCUGCCACCGGGCCGGGCAUCCGGCUGCCCUCCCGGCAGGAGCCAAGCUGGCCGAGGGGGACACGGGACGCGGCAGAGCUUUUGGCAUCAAUAAACCAGAACCGACA